AUGAAUCUGGUUCUGGACCAUCUGGCUCAGAGCCAUGGCUCUGCUGGUUACAGAAGGCGGAAGGAGGGGGCAGUGAAGGCUGCGCAUGCGCAGAAGGAAAGCGGGGACAGUGUCUCAGGAAGAGUGAUUAUUGAAGUCACCGGAGAAAUCCGUGUGAAAUCACUCAAAAUCAACGCAAAAGGAUUUGCAAAAGUUCGUUGGACUGAAUCAAGAAAUGCUGGCUCCAACACUGCCUACACGCAGAACUACACAGAAGAAGUGGAAUAUCUAAAUCAUAAAGAUAUCUUAAUUGGACACGAAAGAGAUGAUGACAAUUCUGAAGAAGGCCUCACCACUAUCCCCUCGGGAAGACACGAGUAUGCAUUCAGCUUGGAUCUUCCACAGACACCCCUGGCUACCUCCUUUGAAGGAAAGCAUGGCAGUGUGCGGUACUGGGUAAAAGCAGAACUCCACAGGCCAUGGCUCCUGCCCAUGAAGACCAAGAAGGAAUUUACAGUUUUUGAGCACAUAGACAUCAACACUCCUUUACUGCUGUCACCACAGGCAGGAACAAAAGACAAGACUCUUUGCUGUUGGUUCUGCACCUCAGGUCCUAUUUCCCUAAGUGCCAAAAUAGAAAGGAAAGGUUAUACCCCAGGAGAGUCAAUCCAGAUUUUUGCUGAGAUCGAGAACUGCUCCUCACGUAUGGUCGUGCCCAAAGCAGCCAUCUACCAGGCCCAAACCUUUUAUGCCAAAGGAAAGAUGAAAGAGGUCAAACAGCUGGUGGCUAACCUGCGUGGCGAGUCCCUUUCUUCUGGAAAAACUGAAACGUGGAACGGCAAGAUGCUGAAGAUUCCACCUGUCUCUCCUUCCAUCCUGGAUUGCAGCAUUAUUAGAGUGGAGUACUCUCUGAUGGUGUAUGUGGACAUACCUGGUGCGAUAAACCUGUCUCUCAACCUGCCUCUUGUGAUUGGAACCAUCCCUCUCCACCCGUUUGGCUCUCGCACCUCCAGUGUGAGCAGCCAGUGCAGCAUGAGUUGGUUGGGUAUGGGACUGCCUGAGAGGCCUGAAGCCCCGCCUAGCUAUGCUGAAAUUGUAACUGAAGAACAGAGGCGGGAUGUUUCAACGGCUCGCGAGGAGCUGGAGGGUCAUCUGUUUGCCUACAUUCACGAGUUCCGCUUUCAACCACCUCCACUUUACUCUGAGAUUGAUCCAAAUCCCGAUCGAUCCAGUUGCACUGAGGAGCGCAGACUGGAUAGCUGUCCAUCACGUUGA
Molecule: messenger RNA, 1254 nt
Organism: Knipowitschia caucasica
Lineage: Eukaryota; Metazoa; Chordata; Actinopteri; Gobiiformes; Gobiidae
Source: the annotation of a GenBank genome assembly